AUGCAACAAUGUCAUCAUCCUCCACCAGAUAUCGAAGCCAUUGCCAAGGAAGUUCAAGGUAUGAGAGGCCAGCAGACUAUAAAAGGUUCAGAAUUCUGGUCAGAGCUAACUUCUCCAGUGGCACUACAACAAAUUUCUCCACCGACAACCGCCACACCACCACCACCAAAUGCAGUCAACACCUCCACCAUAACCACCCUCCCAGCACUGACACAACCUGCAAAGCAUGGAGCACAACCAGGUUUGAAUUUGAAUUCAAAUUUGAAUGCAAGUCUAGUGGUCAAUGAUGUGCAGGGAGAAGCAGACAACAAUAUAAACCAAAAUGGAAAUAAUGCAGACUACUUUCCCACUCACAACCUGUGCUAUCAACAGAAUUCCCCAAAAAAUGCAAACCCUAUUACUCUAACAAACCUAACCCACCACAUUACUGAAAAAGCUCCAUCAACAACUGUGCCACCACGCAUUAACCAUCAGACAAAAACAUGGUGUGAAGUAGCCAAAGAAAGCAACAAUUUCACAAAGAUGACCUUCGAAUAUCUCCCACCACCUGCUGACUCACCAGACAUCAUUAUCCCACCUGUAGAAGUUGCUCAAGAAGGUCUCCAUUUCUGGGGCAAUGCACACCUUAUUGGGGUAUCACUACACAAAAGGAUCCCUUUUAAAGUGAUACAAUCAACUGCAGCUAAACUCUGGAGUAUUCAUGGACUCACAGAUACCAUCCUCAGUGAGAAAAACUCAUUUAUUUUCAGAUUUAACUCCAACUCAGAGGUUGAAAAAGUUCUUUCCAUGGGUCCUUGGUCUAUUGCUAGGCGUCCAUUCUCGCUAAUGAAAUGGAACCACCAAAGCUACCAUCAUCCACCUAACUCGGGCUGCAUCCCUGCAUGGGUGAAAUUCUACAACAUACCAAUGAGAUACUGGACAGCAAGAGGUUUCAGUUAUGUUGCAAGCUCAAUUGGGGAACCUCUUUACGCUGAUGAAGCAACUGAAAGAAGAACCAAACUCAAAUACGCAAGAUUAUGUGUUAACCUUGACCUCACCAAGCCAUUGAAGAAUGAUGUACAGCUGCUAAUGGAUGACAAUAGCUUGGUGCACAUCUCAAUGGAGUACCAGUGGCUACCCAAAUUCUGCAGCAGAUGUAACCAGCUGAAUCACUCAAAUACAAACUGCCCUCUAAACAUUAUUCUUCCUGCACCUCACAAGGAUAAGGGGAUUGCAACAUCAACACUUUCCACCAGCCCAAUUCAGAAAGAUCAUAGCCCUGCAACAAAUCCUCCACCAACAACUGAGUGGGUCACAGUCAGAAAGAAGAAGAAAAGCACAUCAGCGGCCAUAGUGAAUCAAACUUCACAACCCUCCACAUCCAUAAACAAUCACUUCCACACAUUACACCAGCUAAAUGAAGAUGCCAUUUCCCCUCAGCAUGAAGUCUCCCCCACCUCUCCCACCUCCACACACCAACCUUCUCCAACUUCCCCAACCUCUUCACACUCAGUUACUCAUAUUACAUCCUCACUACCUACAACACCACUCACUAAAACUAAGUCUAACCACUCUCCCUUAUGCAGUAGAAAACUCAACUUCUCACCACCCAACCAUCCUCCCAAAUUACCCUCACCCCCAUCUUACACUCACCUUCACCCUCAUAACCUUCUUGUAACUAAUCUGAAAUCCAACACAUCAACCUCACUCCCACAGCAAAAAAACCACUGCAAAUCUCAGAAUAAACAAAACAAAGAUGUCCCUUCCAACCUUUCAUCCCUUAGUGAAACAGAAAGCCCAAUCCCCCACCUGCACAAUAAGAAGGCAGCAAGAAGCUACAAGAAAGAGGCUAGGAAGAAGCUAUACUGCAGCACUGGAUUGAGCACUGGUUUGAUGUCACAGCCUCCUGCAAAAGGGAAUGGACAUCUUGGAGGAUACUUGGCACCAAAUUGGGACCUUACUCACAGCUACAACUUCUCAGACCUUGGGAGAAUUUGGGUGUUGUGGAAUCCCAACCAAAUUGAAUUAUCUGUUAUUGAUUCCAAUAGACAGGCAAUCCAUUGUAAAAUCACUGUCAUUGGUGAGAAUAUCUCCUUUUUCACUACCUUCAUUUAUGCCUUUAACUGUGUAAUUGAAAGACAGUUUCUCUCGAAGAAUUUAAUUCACCAUGCAGGCAUCUUCAGUUCUUCCCCUUGGCUUUUAAUGGGAGAUUUCAAUGUCAUCCCUAAUGUGGGUGAGACACAUGGAGGUUCAGUGAAGUGGAGCCUUGCAAUGAUUGAUUUCAAAGAAUGCUUGCAGCAUGCUGAACUUGAAGACCUCAAAUACAAGGGCAUUCUCUACUCUUGGUGUAACAGAAGCAAGGGAACUGCAUGUAUUGCCAAGAAGUUGGACAGAGCACUCAUCAACCAAAUGUGGACCACCUCUUUCCCUCUCUCUGAAUGCUCAUUCCUCACACCUGGUAUCUCAGACCACAGUCCAAUAUUGGUAAAAAUUGACUUCCAGAUUCCAAGGAGAUGCAUCCCAUUCAGAUUCUUUAAUGCCUGGGCCUCACACCCCAACUUUUCAACAUCAGUCCACACUAUAUGGAGCACAUAUAUUAAAGGGACAACAAUGUUUCAAGUGGUACAAAAACUAAAGCUACUAAAAUCAGUCCUUAGAGAAACCUGCAGGAAGGAUUUCUGUGGGAUUGAUUCAAAGCUCCAAGCAAUCAAACUGGAACUAGAGGCAUGUCAAAUGGAUCUUGAUUGCUCCCCCAGUGAUGUCCUCUUUAGAGAAAUGGAAGGGUCUCUCAUUUUUGAAUUUUUAAAGAUAUCAAAGCUCCAAGAGGACAUGCUCAGACAAAAGUCUAGAAUCACUUGGCUGAAGCUUGGUGACAGCAACUCAGCAUAUUUUCACAAGUCCCUAUCCUCUAGAAACAACAAGAAGAAGAUCAUUUCCAUCACAACAGAUUCAGGCCAAGUCAUUACCAACAAAGAAGAGAUCAUUACAGAAAUUCAAAUACUUGAUGAAAUCCCUUCCCCUUUGGAAAUACAAACAUGCAUGUUCAAGCUCAAUAGGGACAAAACCCCUAGCCCAGAUGGAUACAAUGCCGCUUUCUUCCAGAAGAGUUGGGGAAUUGUGGGGAGAUCAGUAACUAGAGCUAUCACUGAAUUCUUCACCAAUGGAAAGCUACUCUCAGAAGCAAACAAUACAUACAUCUCACUUGUCCCAAAAUAUCAAAAUCCAUCAUUUAUACAUGAUUACAGGCCAAUCUCCUGCUGUAAUACAAUGUAUAAAUGCAUUGCAAAGCUGCUUGCAACCAAGCUCCAAUCCACCUUACCACACAUCAUUGACAGCUCUCAAUCAGCUUUUAUCCAAGGAAGAAAGAUCACUGAUCCUAUCCUCUUGGCUCAUGAACUACUUAGGGGCUACCACAGGCAUAAUGGACCAGCCAAAUGUGCCAUUAAGGUGGACCUUAUGAAAGCAUUUGACUCUAUCAAAUGGGAUUUCAUUUUGAGUUGCCUAACACUGCACCACUUCCCAAGUAAAUUCAUCUCUCUCAUACAUGCCUGCAUUUCCUCACCCUCUUUCACUAUUGCAAUUAAUGGUGAAUUCAAGGGCUACUUCAAGGGCAGGAGAGGGUUAAGACAGGGAGACCCUAUUUCCCCCUUUCUUUUUGUUAUUGUGAUGAAUGCACUGUCCUCUAUCAUCAACAUCUUUGUGAGCAGGGUUGAGGCUUUCAGAUACCACUGGAGAUGUGGAGAACUAAAGAUUACUCACCUAUCAUAUGCUGAUGACCUGCUUCUCUUUUGCCAUGAUGACAUUACAUCAGUGUCAGUGAUCAAGUCAGCAAUGGACUACUUCAGUACAAUGUCUGGUCUUGACAUUAAUACAUCCAAAAGCAAAAUUUUCUUUUCUGGGGUGGACCUACUCACUCAGAACAACAUUAUUUCAUUGCUAGGAAUUGAAGCAAGCUCUCUCCCAGUCAAGUACUUAGGAGUACCUUUGAUUUCCACUUGCCUAAAGUCAUCCCACUGCAGCCUCUUAAUUGAGAAAAUCACCAAAAGGGUAUCACAUUGGUCCUCUAGGUCACUUUCUUAUGCAGGCAGAUUACAGCUCAUCAAGGCUGUCCUAGUCUCAACACAAAUAUAUUGGUCAAGCAUUUUCAUCCUCCCUAAAGCAGUGAUCAAUGAACUUAACAAGAUUUUAAGAUCAAUUCUUUGGUCUGGCCCUGAAAUGAGAUCAACUAGAGCUAAAGUGUCAUGGGGGAAGGUUUGUAGACCAAAAGAAGCUGGAGGGUUGGGGAUUCCAAACUUGGAAUUGGUAAACAAGGCUGGAAUUAUGAGGUUUAUUUGGGAUUUACAAACAGAUACUAAUGGCAGACUUUGGAUUCAAUGGUGUCACACUCAUCUCAUAAAGAGUAGGAAUCUAUGGGAGCUCAAUAUUCCUCACUCUUGCUCUUGGAGCUGGAGGAAGAUGCUGCAACUAAGACAUCCGGCUAGACUUCUCUUAAAGCACUCUAUUGGCAAUGGGACAGACACUUCCUUUUGGUUGGACAACUGGGCUCCAGGAGGACCACUUUGUUCCAGAUUUCCCACAACAAUUCUCACACAAGCAGGCUUAAGUCAUGAAACCACAAUGGACAACUUUAUUGUUGGUUCAACUUGGUCUUAUCCACCAGACAUCAUAACCUCCAUCCCUGAAUUGCUGCAACUCCAACCUCCACUCCCAGCUAGGAAAGACAAGAAGAGAUGGACAGCUUCCUCAACAGGUAUGUUCAGCCUAAGUCACACAACUGCCUUCCUUCAAGGGCAAUAUCCUCAAGUCCAUUGGCACAAUCUGGUAUGGUCCUCACCAAUCAUACCUAGAAUGAAGCUAAACCUAUGGCUGGCUGUGCAAUCAAGGUUGCCUACAUUGGAUAGGAGAUUAAUGAGAAAACACACCAACGCUUAUGCUCUUUGUCAAAAUCAGCUUGAAUCACAUGGACAUCUAUUCUUUAAAUGUUGUUUCACUUCUCCAAUUUGGCGAUUUAUCAAGGAGAAAAGUCAAUUCUAUACAACUAUAACAAAUUGGGAGGAAUUAAUUUUUUACAUCAGUGAAAGAUGGAAAGCAAAAUCGGUCCCAAACCUGCUUAGGAAGCGAGAAGAAUUCUUUCAGAAUGGAACCUAUCCCCCUCAUGUUGUCGUCCUCCGCCGCGUCCACCAGAUUGAAGAAAGCUCUGGCCCAGUCACCGGAAUCAUUGCCCUAGAGUCACUGGAGUGCUUUGGCAAAUAA
Molecule: messenger RNA, 5232 nt
Organism: Cornus florida
Lineage: Eukaryota; Viridiplantae; Streptophyta; Magnoliopsida; Cornales; Cornaceae
Exons: 4
Coding region: 1-5232 (1743 amino acids)
Source: RefSeq, a predicted model, not a curated record